AUGACCAUAGACGACCCGACGGAGGAGAAGGCCUACGGCCAGGAGGGAGCUGAUACCGUCGUCGUCGACCGUGAUUGCGCCCAAGUGGUCAGGUGCGUGUUCAACGUCACGAAUUUGUUGACGAAGACGAUCACGCAGGAGGAGAUUGACAGCACCGAGCAAAAGGACAUGGACACCGCGUACGGAAUGAUGAAGAAGGACUUGUCCGUCGUCUUGUGCAGUAACCCUCACGGACGAUUAGAUCGAGGGCACCACGCUCACGAACUUAACUCACUUAUAAGGUCGGGCACUCAGAUGACCUUGCUGAAGAACGCGAUUUUGGUCACGUCCAUGAUUGAGGAGGUGGACGGCGUCAUGCUCACGAACGAGUGUACCACGUCGCCUGUGAUCGACAUCAGGCCGGAGAACCUGCCUGGGAUAGCCAAGUCGAUCGGCGACAACACGAGGAACAUCCUGGGCAAGUUCAUCGUCCUGAACGACGGUGUCGAGGUGUACAAGUGGACCAAGAGCAGGUUCAUUAAGGAGGACGGAGUACGAGACGGGGACUAA
This is a messenger RNA of Bacidia gigantensis, 549 nucleotides long. RefSeq lists its product as uncharacterized. NCBI's taxonomy places the organism in Eukaryota, Fungi, Ascomycota, Lecanoromycetes, Lecanorales, Ramalinaceae. The coding region runs from base 1 to 549 and encodes 182 amino acids. The transcript is spliced from 3 exons. The record is from RefSeq and is a predicted model, not a curated record.